Messenger RNA from Patiria miniata (bat star), 4758 nucleotides. RefSeq lists its product as uncharacterized. The record is from RefSeq and is a predicted model, not a curated record. Bases 206 to 2890 code for a protein of 894 amino acids. The transcript is spliced from 15 exons. Lineage: Eukaryota; Metazoa; Echinodermata; Asteroidea; Valvatida; Asterinidae.
AGAGACAUCGGCAGUAAUAUCACCGUCACCAAAUUCUAAUGAAUAUGGAAAAACUUGGAAUAUUAAAGCGUUUUAAAACUAUAAAAGCACGGACCGGAACUUUCUGUUUUAUUUGGCGAGAAAUCUACGAACAUAAUCAAAGCCUCUUGAAUUUUUCAUGAAAGAGUUGUUUAUACAUUGGAAGAUCUGAUACGAAGAGAAAGGCAUGGAGUAUUCAGUCCGAGUUUCCUUGUGGUUCCUGGUAUUUUCAGCCGCAUCGUACCAGGUGUCCGGCUUUCACUUCCGUGGAGGAAUUCUCACUUGGAAGCCCCUACCAAUUGAGCCAAGAUCGAUUCAAGUGAAUUACUGGGUGGCUUGGAAGAAGGAUUUCAGCGAACGGCUGUUUGAUGUCUGCACCCCGCAGACCGUGGUGGAGCAGACGCCGCUGUACACCGGCAAGUCGCUGUACUGCGGCGAGGAGGUCUGCCUGCAUGAUAUGGACUACGUCUGCACCGACUACAACGCGGCCGGGGACUAUGCUGCGGGCCAGGGCUCGCAUACCAUCGCCGUCCCGGACGGAACAGAUGCGUUCGAUAUCAGUUUUCGGAGUUGUUGCUGGGUGAAUUUGGAGAACUACCCCGUGCCAAGGCACUAUCUACUGAACGCAACAGUGGACCUGACACCUCGGAACAAUCGGGGCGGUAUCAUAAACUCCUCUCCAGUCGGUGCUGUCGUACCGGUUCAGCUCGUUCAGCAAGGGUGCACCCAUGUUAUUCGGAUACCAGUGAGUGACCCAGAUGGUGAUGUGGUGAGAUGCCGAUUCGCUGACGAGUCAAACCGGGAGUGCUUCAAAGUCUGUGGUCCACUGGCCAAUGCCGACCUGGAAAACUCAGGGGAUGAGUGUGUGUUAAUUUACGAUGGUUCCUCGCCUACUGUGGGAUGGUAUGCAGUCACCAUCAUGAUUGAGGACUUCAACAGAAGAAGGAGUCGUAGACCUCUCAGUAGGGUACCGCUUCAUUUCUUGAUCAAUGUGACAGCGACUGAUGAUAAUUGUCACCAGCCUCAAUUUGUGAGCCCCACCCCUGAGAACGGCGACUGUCUGCCGGCCGCAGUGGGCCAACGGAAGACCAUCAAGCUGGCUGCAAGGAGUGAGGAUUCACGGUACACAAUUUCAGGGAUUUCCACCUUUGGUCUGCCUUUGGGAAUGGAAGUCUCACCUCUGACCUCUGACCCAGAUGACCCCUUGACCUUUUUCAUCGAGCUAGGCUGGGUUCCCCGCAAUAACCAAGUUGGUCCCCAUCAGAUCUGCUUCGCGGCAUUUGAUCGGAAAGACAACAAAGAAUUUGCAUCUGAUCAAGUUUGCAUAAACGUUUAUGUUGGAGCCUUGGUUGCACACCCAGUCCCUGAGACUUCCAGUCCACAGCCAGGAGACAUUGUGGAUGUAUCCAAUCAGGAGUGGGAAAUCCAUUUCAAUUCAACGAUAAUGCAGCACACCACCGAGGCCGGUGCCAUCGUGUCCUUCAUCAGAGCCGACACGGGCGAGCCCGUCCACACAGUGAACCUAGCCUCCGAGUCCGAUCCCAACAUCCAGUUUCCCAUGUCGGACACUGUGGUCUUCAACACCCCCGGGUUCAUCCUGGAGGGGGAGACGGAGUACAUCCUGCGGGUGCACGAGGGCGCUGUUCGCAGCGACACGGACUGCAAGUCCCUCUCAUCUGCUCAUGAGUGGCACUUUGAGACCGGGCCGGACCGUUCCCUCCCGGCCACCAGGUUUUCUCCCGAGGAGAUCAGACGCACCCCCACGGCCGUGCCGGAAUGUUUCUCCAGCUUCAUGCUGAUCUACGUGUCUAAGUCCUGGCUUGCAACCGUCAGUUCACUCACCGACCCGGCUGGGAUGUACCUGAAUGACCCAUUAUGCAUUGGAGAAGACUUCAACGAGACACACUACGUCCUUGGGGCACCACAUGACAUGUGUGGUACCGUUGUAGAAUCUGAAAGCAGCAAUAUUCAAACGGUUGAGAACAUUGUCCACAUUCCUCCGCAACCCCUGAUUAACGGCUCCCUCAUCACCAGAGACAACAACAUCGAGGUCCACGUGACCUGCCGCCUGGAGGGGGCAAAGGUCACCCACGCUCAGUUUGACCCCAACAUCACCACCAUUGUCUACCAUGAGACGGGCUACGGGACCUUCAACUUCCAACUGCGGAUGUUCCAUGACACAACCUUCGGGCCUAAGUACAAGCCUAGUAGUUACCCUAUUGAUGUGUACCAGCGACAGCGGUUGUACUUUGAAGCCAAGGUCAUAUCCGAUGAAGACAUGUCUGUAUUCCUGGAGUCCUGCAGAGCGACCCCAACUGCCAAUCCAAGAGAUCCAACACACUACAUCUUCAUCAAUAAAGGAUGCCCGGUUGACGACACUGUCGAGUUCCAUCAUCAUUCCAGCACCAUACGAAAGCGGUUUUCCAUCGAGGCUUUCGCCUUCAUCGGCCACAACCUUCAUGGAUCGGUAUUCAUUCACUGUGACAUAGCUACGUGCUUUGCGGAGGACGUUGAUUCUAAAUGUGCCAGGGGCUGCGUGGAAACUCCAUCUAUUGCUAGGAGAGAUACAUCCGAGACUGGUUCCUCAUCCUCCAAAGCCUAUCCAAACACAGAUGGGCCUAUUAGGAUCCAUACCGGAGAGAAAGACACAGUGAACCAAGCAAACCCAGUGAUGCUGGCUCCCAGUCAGUUCAACUUCUCCCUAGUGGAGCUACCGAUGCUGACGGCAACCAUCCUCCUGCUUUUCAUCAUUCUUGUCGUUCUGGUCCGAGCCUUCAAGUUCAUGAGGCGGAGUAAGAAGCAGCAGACACCCAUGUACCCUCACCGCGUGGACAGGAUCAAACUGCCUUCCAUCAGGAUUGGCAAUGAGUAACGUCUCAUAUGUAUGUCUGAUUCCAUUUGCAUCUAUGGACUCCGUGCACUUGAAGUACCCCCUCAUGUGGUUACAAGUGGAGAGUUGGGGGAGACCAUUGGGAGGGAUGUUUUGAACGCAUUGUCAGUGGCGCCUGACGCUGACACAUAGACGCUACGGAUUUGUGCAUAUUCAGUGUAACAUAUUAGUUGUACGUAGUUCGCGUCAUACGCGUGGAAACCAGUUUACAUACAUGCGAAAUAGUUAUAUUCAUCUAUUUCUUUCUGGUAAUGAAAUCAAGGAUUCCUCACAAGUGCCCUAGGUACUACGUAGCUCAAAAGCUUGUUGAAACUGCAGAGAGAGAAGACAAUGAGCAGGCAUUACAGUUUUUAGAGGUGGGAGGAAAACCCCAGAAGAAUAUUUUGGGGAAAACCCACAGAAUUAGGUAGGGACUGAAAACCCAAUCCACAUGUGGUGCGGGCAGGAAUGGAACCCAGGCCAAAGCAGUGGAAGGCGAGGACAGUAACCACUAAGAUCUAUUAAUUUCUCAGACUGGCACAAAUUGACUCAACACCUGUUUACUUAAACGUAUUUUAAAAAUACUACAUGCCUAUUUAGUUUGUAUACUAAGACUUGUACCUUUAUAACGUGACAUAAUAAAGCACAUGAAGAAUUAUUUCCUUUUCAUCGUUUCUUUACGGACAGGCUGCAAAAUCAGAAAACGAGACUACUUUUAUCAUUUUGCCAUGCAUUGUAUAAUAAUGCUUGCUUUAUUUACAUUUCACGUACAAAAAAAAGAAAAUGUCAUAAACCAUAUUUAGCACAUCACACACACUUUAUGCUCCCAAAGGAUUCAAGAAUUGAAAAAUAAUACAUCAUUUUACAAGUUUAAAAGUGCAUAAAUUACAAAUAGGUGAUUUACAAGUACAGUGUAUUCAUAUAAUAAUUGUUUAACUUUAUUUUAUAUUUGCUUUUAUGAACUGAUACAUGCAUCUACACACUUUAUAUACAGUAUUCUUUACAAUGAAGCUUAUUUUUUAUUAUUUUUGUUUUAACAGCAAAGAUAUACUAACCAAAUAUGGGUUAGCAUUUACAGGGUAAUAUGUAGACCUCUGGGUACACUUCCUCUGUUUUCCAAUUGAUACGAUGAGUGGUACAAUUGCCUCUUAUCCCCAUUAAACAAAUCACAGCUAGGGCAUGAAAAGUUGUGUUUUUUUUUUUCAUGCUUUGAACAUUAAAAAUCAUGAAUUAGAAAAAUCAUGACAAGUUCUUAUGCCAGAAUUUUUCCGGCAACUGUUACAAGCUUGGUCAAGCCUGCAACAGUUUUACCUGUUAAGUUUAGUACAUCUUGUGAAAACUAGCAGUAGUGUGUGCCUAUUGUAUACCAUUUGUGAGGGGUACUACUAUAUUUUACUCAUGUUCUACAUUAUAUUUUGUAUAUAAAAUAACACCACAUUUUUAAAUUAUGCAUGGAAAUGGUGAGCUUAUGUAUAGAUGCUUAUUAUGUGUAAUACUUUUAUGAUAACUAUACACAGUAUUCUAGCAUAAUUUCAAUUAGCCUAUUUGAGAGAUGACAGACACAAUAGGAAGACGCUAUUUUGGCUUGGGUAAAUUUGGGUAAACACAAAAUAGUUUACCCAGACCAACUAAUGCCCUCCUAUGGUGUGUAUCAUAUCUUAAAAUUGGCUAGUGCUUUGCUCAAAUAGAAACUUAACGCUGUGCUACAACUGUGUGCCUAAGUUUCAGUAAGCUACCGUUAAUAUGUAAACAGUGUCAUUUCUCAAAAUGUGUGAUUCACGCAGCUACAUGUGUAAUAUGUUUCAGAAAAUGUAUGCAAAACUAAAAAACCUUUUUGAGAUUUCAAUUAAUAAAGGAAAAUUUGACCUUUG